Triticum dicoccoides is the source of this 981-nucleotide messenger RNA. Its product is annotated as cytosolic sulfotransferase 15-like. The transcript has a single exon. NCBI's taxonomy places the organism in Eukaryota, Viridiplantae, Streptophyta, Magnoliopsida, Poales, Poaceae. The record is from RefSeq and is a predicted model, not a curated record. The coding region runs from base 19 to 621 and encodes 200 amino acids. Gene Ontology annotation, molecular function: sulfotransferase activity.
UUAGCUCGAAAAAUCGCCAUGGCCGAAGAAGCUCAAAGCGAGAGCAACCGCAGCGGCGGCACGGAGGAAGGAGGAGAGAGCCUUGUUGCGGAGGCGCGAGGAGUCUAUGUCAUGUAUCAAGGCUGCUGGCUGCGACCCCGGGCCAUGCAAAGCGUCAAGUUGGUGCAAGAGCACUUCAAGGCUCGCCCCGAUGACACCCUCCUCGCCACGUUCCCGAAGUGCGGCACCACCUGGCUCAAGGCCCUUGCCUUCACCAUUACAAACCGCUUCGACCACGCCGCCACCAGUGACACCCACCCGCUGCUCACCCGCCACCCUCAGGACCUCGUGCCAUUCCUCGAGAUGCCCUACUGCCAGCUCCACCCUAUCGCCGACCUCGAGAAGCUCGCCUCCCCGAGGCUCCUCGCCACCCACAUGCCGAUCACACUGCUACCUCCGUGCGUGUCCAGCCUCGGUUGCCGUGUUGUGUACCUGUUCCGCGAUCCCAAGGAUGUGUUCGUGUCCCUGUGGCAGUUCACCAGCAAGGUACACACGGAGUACACCAUUGAUAGAGCAUUUGAUUCGUUUUCCGAGGGGCUAUCCCCGUACGGGCCUAUCUGGAAGCACAACCUUGAGUUCUGAAAGAAAAGCAUAGCAGAGAGUGACAAAGUUCUUUUCUUGAAGUAUGAGGAGAUGAGGGCCGAACCGGUCAAGCACGUCAAGAUGCUCGCCAAGUUCCUCGGUGUCCCCUUCACCGAGGAGGAGAUGAGAUGUGGAGUUGUAGAGGGUGUCGUGCACCUGUGUAGCUUCGAUAAGCUCAGGAGCAUGCCGGUCAACUCAUCGGGAGUAACUGAUAGGAUUGGUGGGGUGCCAAUGGAGAACUCUUCCUACUUUAGGGCCGGGAAGGUCGGUGACUGGGCAAACCACUUGACGGAAGAGAUGUCAAAGAAGCUGGAUGCCAUUGUUGAGGAGAAGCUGAGAGGAUCAGGUCUCACAUUUUGA